Messenger RNA from Rodentolepis nana, 387 nucleotides. NCBI's taxonomy places the organism in Eukaryota, Metazoa, Platyhelminthes, Cestoda, Cyclophyllidea, Hymenolepididae. The record is from the annotation of a GenBank genome assembly.
AUGAAAUCAGACUACAUGACGAGCUAUCCAAGUGUUGCAGUGUUAUGCCAGGUGAAAUUAGAAGAACAAAAGUGCUUAAACGAGUUUGAACCCUUCCGUCACUUCCCAUCUGUCUGGAAUCCAGGUUUCGGAAUAGUGCCUUUUUCUGGCUUCCACCCUCCGACUUCAACUUGGCGCAUUGAACUGGGGUAUGAAUUAUCAAUGUCGUCUUCUCCCACGACUCUUUGGGUUGUCGGCGAAUUCCGGCAAAUCUGUUAUUACCUCUCAUUGAAUGACAUGAAAGAAACUGUAAGAAGUCAGAUCUCUAUGUUAGUGAAUCGGAAAGAUAAUGAGAGCGAGUUGAAUUACGGGUUCAAUGAUAUCCAAUAUCGGAAUUCAACAUCGUAA